This is a messenger RNA of Mya arenaria, 2623 nucleotides long. RefSeq lists its product as uncharacterized. The coding region runs from base 30 to 1289 and encodes 419 amino acids. Lineage: Eukaryota; Metazoa; Mollusca; Bivalvia; Myida; Myidae. The record is from RefSeq and is a predicted model, not a curated record. The transcript has a single exon.
CUAAAGCUAGUACACUGUAUCUCAGCAAGAUGGCGAGUGGUUUGGAUGUUGUGGAUUUACGACAGGAUCGUUUAAGUCAGGAACACUGUCUUAUUUUGAAAGUGCUGGAGGAUAUCAAUGUUCAACACUUCAAUGUUAACCUCGACCUUAUAACUUCGCUCAGGUAUAUGCGAGAGCGAGGAAUACUAACUGAAAUACAAAGAAAAUGGCUGCGUAGAAAAUUAAGGUCGAUCGAUCACGAGGAGAAAAUAAUAUUUUGGCGGACAUUCUUGUUUUAUUUGUUCCGUAUUAGAACAAAUCGAGAGGCUAUACUCAAUGUUCUUGUUGAGCAGGGAUUUUCGUCGCUUGCUGAUGAAAUAAAAGAUGGGUUCAUACGCUACGCAAUGAAUUUUGACCUAUACCCAGGGGCAGAUAUCCCAAAUGCUGACUACGUACUGAAAAUGUACAUGCAUUGGAAAAAGAAAAUCGACGAUGGUACAUGUCGAGAGGACCAGUUGGGAGAUCUAUCAAACAGGGUCAGAGAAAAAAUGUUGCAACCGAAUAUCAACGAUAGGGAUUGCCAAAAAUACGCGGACCAGUUUGUUGUCCUGACAAGACUGCGAAGUCAGCUAUGUGCAGAUCCAGAUUCGGCGCUGAAACUGAUAGAAAACAUGAAGCUUAGCGUUCCUACCAGAGUGAAUACAUACUUCGCUGAAAUGGUAUAUCAUGGCAGAAAUAUAAUUAAAUCACUGGCCGAAGGAGACAUCGGGCAAGCAAAGAUUUACUCAAACGAAGUUGAGGAAAUGUGCCUAAGAUGUAAACACGUUUGUGUUAGGACAAUGUUUCAUCACAGAAUUGUGUCUGUUUACAGGAAAGUGUAUGCAGCUAACCCGAGCGAACACAUAUUUAAAGAAAUAGAGAGUCACUGUCGAAGCGGUCUAAACGUUGUUAACUCUUUGACAACUAGCGAAGCAACGGAUUUCUUUGAACUUUUUUUUCUUCUCAACAUAACAGAGACAAUGCUUGGCAUAAAUGUUGAUUUUACGAUAAGCCGCCAACUACAUGAAAGAGAUAAGUGUUUUGGAAAGGCAUUCGUAUACCUAGACAAUAUUGAAAGAAAACACGUGAAAAACAUGACACCAAGAUGCUGUAUGAAAUACAACAUAAGCAAAGCACGACUUCAUGAGUUUGAUGAUAAAGAGGUCGCAGUUGAAUAUAUCGAAGAGGCCAUAAAACUUGCGCAAAAUGGAUUAAUAUUUCCAGAUCGCAUUGCAAACAUUGAAAGAUACAGGCGCAGCAUUGGUUCUUAAGCCUUACGUAAAUGAGGAGAAAAUAAGUUAAGAUAUGCAUUCAGGUCCAGGGUGCAAGUCGACGACAGAGGAGGGGAGAAAAGCCUUACCAGAAACAUACUGCAAUGUUCCAGGAAUGUGGCAAAUAGUGCGCUUCGCAAUCGUCAAUAAUGUUUUGCUUGUGGAAUAUUUAGACGAAGGUUAUACUCUACGGGGUAUAGUACGUCUUAAUGAUGGAGAUGGAAGAAGAAAAUAAGAAUUUCGGCUUAGAAUGAGGAAAUGGAUCCUGAAUUUAUAUUGAGAUGUUUCGUUGUCGGAAUUAGACAGUAACGAAAGUGUGGAAACUAAACCACAAACUAUGUUUACAGUAGGCUUCAGUAUAUACCAAGUUGAUAAAAGUGAGUAUGUGUGUGUUAACAGACACUGGUUUUAUUAACGUUCGGGUAAUAACUUGUCAUUGCUCUACCUGUAGCAGCGUUUAAUGAUUCUACUAUUGUAGUAAGAAUCAAAUUAGUCGUUCCAAUAAGGGACACAGUAGUUCUUCAUGAUCCAAUGCCCGUUUUCUAUAACAUGCAUAUGGUGUGUGUAUGAUGACUACCAUGUUAAAAUUUGCUGAAAUUAACAUGCAAAUAAGUAAAUAACGGCUUUUGAAUUUUGGAAAAGUACAUUAUUAUUUGUUGUAUUCUUACUUGAAUUUUCAUUAAACUAUGUAUAAAUCCCUUUGCGUGAUGAAAUAACUUAUGUUAGUGUAUGAUAUCAAUCUUUUGACAAGAGCACUUAAAAUACUAGUUUCGAGUAUAGAGAUACAUAUCAUAAUACGAUGAAGUGUAUACAGAAAAAGAAGAUACAGAACAAAAUGGAUGUUAUCUCUCUUAAAAAGAUUCUGUUUUAAUUAUAACAUCGCUUACUACAUUGUGUAAAUAGUAUUUUUGAAACUGUAUAUACCAUAAUCUAUAUAAUACCCCUUCCGCCUCUAUAACGCAAUUGACACUUUUUGUGUGUGUUUUGUUGUUGUUUUAGACAUUAUUUAACUUGUUACGUUUGAUAUAGAUUUAGCUAAAAUCGCAAAUACAUGAUGUAUAAUGAUUAAAUGGAAAAUGUCGUCAGUUAGCACAGCUUUUUGCAAUUGUAUUUAUAAAAUUUACAUAUAAUCAAUUAGUAUAUAGUAAUAGUUUGUUUUGUAUAUUUUGUUGGUUAUUGCGAAUGAUGGUACUCCGGUUACUGAUUAUAUGAAGUCAUAAAUGCCUGUAGCUAUAAUCAUUUAAAGUUCUAUAAAAUCUCACGCUUUUUGCUGUUUUCACGUUAAAUUGUAUAUAUGCUAUCGUUUACUUUCUUUGAAAUAAAGGUUCUGUGUU